AUGUCGCAAUAUGGCCAGGCUUACCAAGCCCAACCGUAUGACCACGCUGGCCAGCGCAACUCCCCGCAUCAGCCUGGCUAUGCACAGAUGCAAGGUCAAACUCAAUAUUAUCAGCAGCAGUCACAGCAGCAGCAGCAACCACAACAGCCUAUGCCACCAAUGGCGGGCGCCUAUCAGCAACCUUAUAAGGGCACCCUCGCUCCUGGCACCCGCGUCAAGGUCGGUAGCAUCACAGUCACUGUCAAGCGCUAUCUCUCGGAAGGUGGCUUUGCACAUGUUUACCUCGUCACCACCUCUCAGCCCAUCCCGAUGCCUUCGUCUGUGACAGGCGCCGUUAGCGCGUCCAUGGCUGGUAGUGCUACGGCCGAGCGUGGUGAAACAGUUCACGUUCUCAAAAGGAUGGCGGUGCCGGACAAGGCAGCCCUAGCCGACGUCAGAAGAGAAGUAGAGGUUCACAAACUGCUUCGCAACCAGGCCAACAUCGUCCACUUCAUCGAAGCCUCUGCUACUUCCUUACAGGGCGGCGGAUACGAAAUCUUCAUUCUCAUGGAAUACUGCGCUGGAGGUGGCAUCAUCAGCCUCAUGAAUGCUCGUCUGCGCGAUCGCUUGCGGGAAGAAGAAGUGCUCAAGAUCUUCGGCGACGUCUGCGCCGGCGUUGCUGUCAUGCAUCACCUCGAUCCGCCCCUAAUGCAUCGCGAUCUUAAGGUCGAAAACAUCCUCAUGGCUCCUUCCACCGAACCAGGCAUCAUUCCUGGCUCUCGCUCCACCUCAUCCAAUCUCAAAGCCACCUACAAGCUCUGCGACUUUGGCUCCGCUGCUCCAGUACUUUCACGUAAGCCAGCAAAGAGCAUGGACGAGGUCAAACGCGUCGAGGCCGAUCUCAAUAAACACACCACUUUACAGUACAGAGCUCCCGAGAUGGUCGACGUCUACCAGCGUCGCGUCAUUGACGAAAAGGCCGACAUCUGGGCUCUAGGUGUGCUGCUCUACAAGCUUUGCUACUACACGACUCCCUUUGAGGAGAAUGGUGGUGGCCCCUUGGCCAUCCUCAACGUUCAGUACCGCAUCCCAUCCCAACCUGUCUACUCUGACCGUCUCAAGAAGCUCAUUAACUCGAUGCUCAAAGAGCAGAGCACCGAUCGUCCCACCAUCGACCAGAUCAUCAUCGAUGUCCACCAGCUUCUCGGCACGCGUCCUCCACAGACUGCAUUGCAUUACGCUUCAGCGGCUGCUAACGGCAAGAUUGCUACACCCCUCCCUACUCUCGUCAGUGGCGCUGCGACAUCUCCCAUGUCCGGUGCUGCUUCCGUUCCUGCCAAACCCAGCCCUGCUGGAGGCAUCGACGCAAACCUCAUCUCCAUGGGCCCAUCAAAGAAGGAGCUCGAACAGGCCGAGGCACGACAACUAGAAUUGCAGGCGCAAAGCAUCACCCCCAUGCGUCGCGGCCGACCCACCAAGGCGCCGGCCGAACACAUCGACCCGCCCGCCAAGAAGCUCGACGAUGUUUUGAUCAAGAGCGCCUCCCCUACAUCAUCUGCGCAGGAAGCCUCAGCCACGAGCGCACCAUUGUGGAAAGUGCCAGACUCGAAGCCGUCGUCGGUCAAGACGGGUCUUUUGAUCGAGGGCUUUGGAGACUCAUUUGCCCCCGCAGCAUCCACCAGUUCUAGCUCCGAAAGCCCACCCGUGUUACCCAAGCGACCGACUCCUUCGUUUGUCUCGCCCGAAGCAAGCGGUGGCGCUGUCAAUGCUUCCGAACGUCCUAUAGACAAGAACCUGCUUCGUGCUUCUACGUCAGGCGCACCUUCGCCCGCAUUGACUCCGCUUAGACACAGCCCUGCUCUACCAGGAUUCAGCAUUGCUCCCAGCCGCACUGCUUCUCCCGUUUCUCCAGCCUCCAAAGAUGCACCUCGCCCUCCAUCCUCCCAAAAGAUCGGAACGCCGCGUGACGAGCUGACCGACCGAUUUCCAAGCCUGGAAGAUCUCGAUGCUAAGUACGCCAUUCCAGCUUCGAGCUCGCCAAGUUCCCCUGCCGCAGCAUCCGCAGCAUCCGUAGCAUCCGCACCUUCGAGCUUGGCUUCAGGCGCAGCGGCAGGCGACAAGGGUCACGUCAACGUACCUGGCCUAGCCAACCGUGCAAGUGUUGGCGCUAUGACGAGCAGGUUUGAGCGACCCUUCGAGCCACAAAAGCUUGGUUCGGUAAGAACACCGCUCAGCAAGUCUGCUACCGUCUCUGCCCUAUCGAGCAGCGAUAGAAGCUCAAAAGCUCGAUCUGGCAGCGUCUCGAAUCGUUGGCAACCUUCUGUCAUCGCACAUGAUCGUGUUAGCAAAGAGCAGCCCUCCCAGCUGUCAGGAGCGGUAUCGCUUAGGAAGGCGCCGGCGUCGAAAGACUGGCUUACUGGCGACAUGUCCGAUCAAGAAGACGACCCGAAUGCUGCCAGUCGUGCUGAUAAAAGAGAGGAGGCCAAGAUGUAUGCUACUAAGCCGCAGGAUCCAAGCAGCAAAGCUUCCGCAAUUCAGCGUGAUGCGGCGGCACAAGAAAUUGAGGUGGAGGAGGCUUCAUCGGAUGAAGACGAGCCGGCUCAACCAGAGGAAGCCGUAGCUCAACGACCUUCGCUGCCGCCGCGUCUCUCCGCCGACCGACUUUCGUCCUUCCUUGUUCGGCCCUCUGCGUCGCACACGCAGUCGGAUCAAGGCGAUAACGUUGUCAAUGGUGCAUCGAGCAAGCCGGAACGCCCACGUGUCGUACCGGGCCGGGUCAAGGCGCCUUCUUGGCUGGUAGAUGCCGUCGACUCGCCGACUGCUGCCGAACGUCUGAUUUCCUCCUCGUCGGUUUUGAGUCCAGGUGGCGUUGGCUCCGAGUCACUCAAGUCGCCAGUGCCCGACUCGCUCGCUUCGCCAAUCACGGAUGCUUCCGCUGCAGAACAGUUGGAUGAAGCGGCGAGACAGGCUCAGGAUCAACUCGAAGCGUUGCUGCGGGGUCCUGCGCAAGACACGCUUGCUUCGGAUGAUGCUACUGUGCCGACGAAGCAAGGGUCGGAACAAGAGCCAGCGGAGGAACCGAGUCCAACGUUGGCAUCGGUGGCGAAAGUCAAAGCGCCAGCUUGGGACGACGAGGACGAGGAGAAUGAGAGGGAGAUGACGGCUUUGCCUCAACCUGACCUUCGAGCAAGUGUGGUUGGCAAACCGAGCGGCAUCGUGGCGAUGAGCCAGCAUUUGGAUGAGCGGAAGAAGGUCGAGGUGGAAGCGCCGACCAAGUCAAGUUGUACCUAUCAGAUCGGCUCCAGGUGGAAGCCGUCCGUCCAGCAACAAGCGCGUUCGCAGCCCAAACAGACGCAGCUGGUGGAUGCAACGACCUGGUCCGCCGGAGCAUGCGAGAGCAGUGAGACAGUCAAAGACCUGUCCGACACUGUAUCGCUCGAUCGUCAGACCGGUCGGACUGAAGCCGAACCGGCCACGACGGCACGUAACGUGGCUGUGAGGCCGUCGGACAUUGUUGCGCAGCGACAGCAGCAGUACGGCGUUGGCUCGGGUGGGGCAGCGGAGGCGGUCGAGAUUCAGCCGAAGCGACCGACGCCGAUGCGGCCGCACAAGGGGGCGCAUCUGCGCGGUGGAUCGGGUGCGGUCGGAACGGGCGGGAUGAAGCCGUGGGAGCGCGAAGCAGCACAGUCAGCUGCGGCAGUGAAGGCGGGUAUUGUCAAGAGCUCUGCUUUGCCUGCUGCGUCUACCAUGCGUCUGCACAGUGCUGAUGAGCACGAGUCGACAGAUCCAAUCCGUCGUACAGACGCGCCUAUCGCCUCGCGCGACGAAGAACGCUUUAAAGGCGUAUCAUCCCUCAUUUCUCGUUGGCAGCACAACGUCGAAUCCAACGCUCCCGGUUGGGGCCACAUCGGCACCACCACCCCCAAAACUCUCCCACCCAUCCCCACUCGUCUCACCCACUUCCGCCUCAUCUACCACCUCGAACCGCAUCGCCUGAUCCCUGCCUCCACAACCUCCCAUCCGCAAGUCUAUCCUCGAAUGCUAAUAUCCAUCUGUUCACCCGUCUGA
This is a messenger RNA of Mycosarcoma maydis (corn smut), 4047 nucleotides long. RefSeq lists its product as uncharacterized. NCBI's taxonomy places the organism in Eukaryota, Fungi, Basidiomycota, Ustilaginomycetes, Ustilaginales. The transcript has a single exon. Gene Ontology annotation, biological process: actin filament organization; actin cortical patch assembly; peptidyl-threonine phosphorylation. Bases 1 to 4047 code for a protein of 1348 amino acids. Gene Ontology annotation, cellular component: cytoplasm. The record is from RefSeq and is a predicted model, not a curated record. Gene Ontology annotation, molecular function: ATP binding; protein serine/threonine kinase activity.